Messenger RNA from Solanum lycopersicum (tomato), 947 nucleotides. RefSeq lists its product as uncharacterized. The record is from RefSeq and is a predicted model, not a curated record. NCBI's taxonomy places the organism in Eukaryota, Viridiplantae, Streptophyta, Magnoliopsida, Solanales, Solanaceae.
CACAAGCAACAGUAGAAAAAAGGGUCCAUUGUCCAUUUCCAUCAUAACCAAAGCCAAAAAAAGCAAAAGGAGAACACAGUGAAGAAAGAAGAAAGGUAAAGUGAAGAAAUUGUUGUUGAAGAAGAAGGAGAAGGGGUUUUGUUUUUGGUUUGAAGAAGAUCGAAGAAAUGCCGAAUCAAAAGCAAGGAAGUGAACAGCUACAAACACUGAUGCAAUCUGGGCAAAUUUCUGGGUCUUUUAGCUUUAAUGGAACCUUAUCUAAAGAAGAUGAAGAGAUGUCAAGGUCUGCGCUUUCUACUUUCAAAGCUAAGGAAGAAGAGAUUGAGAAAAGGAAAAUGGAAGUAAAGGAAAGAGUUCAAGCUCAACUGGGUCGGGUUGAAGAAGAAACCCGACGUUUAGCCAUUAUUCGUGAGGAACUAGAAGCAUUAGCUGAUCCAAUGAAGAAAGAUGUUCAAACGGUUCGUAAGAGGAUUGAUGCUGUCAACAAAGAGUUGAAACCCCUGGGACAGACCUGCCAGAAGAAGGAAAAAGAGUACAAAGAAGCUCUUGAGGCCUUCAAUGAAAAACACAAGGAAAAAGUCCAGCUAAUAUCAAGAUUGAUGGAGCUGGUGGGGGAAAGCGAGAAAAUGCGGUUGAAGAAGUUGGAGGAGCUGAGCAAGAGCAUUGAAACAAUACAGUGAAUAACCAGUAAAAUCUCCCCUGACUAAUUAGGCUUGUGUGAUGUAUUUAAGAAAGUUCUUUUUCUCUAUUUAUAUAUGCGUGUGGCGUUUGAUUGUAUUUCCUUUUCUCUUUUCCGUGUUGUUGUCUGAUCAUUUUAGCUUUUGGAGGGAUGAUCAGUGUCUAAUUUUAGGUCUCUUAAGGGAAAAGACAGACCCUCUAAUACAGGUUUGUAACUAAAACAAGUCUCAGAACAGUGGAUUCUUUUACUUUUUGUCUUCACAUCUCAA